Messenger RNA from Talaromyces marneffei, 1119 nucleotides. RefSeq lists its product as uncharacterized. Gene Ontology annotation, cellular component: cytosol; nucleoplasm. The transcript is spliced from 7 exons. The record is from RefSeq and is a predicted model, not a curated record. Gene Ontology annotation, molecular function: ubiquitin binding; damaged DNA binding; proteasome binding. The coding region runs from base 1 to 1119 and encodes 372 amino acids. Gene Ontology annotation, biological process: proteasome-mediated ubiquitin-dependent protein catabolic process; nucleotide-excision repair. NCBI's taxonomy places the organism in Eukaryota, Fungi, Ascomycota, Eurotiomycetes, Eurotiales, Trichocomaceae.
AUGAAGCUCACUUUCAGAGACCUAAAGCAACAAAAAUUCACCAUCGAGGCUGAACCUUCAGAGACAGUCGGCCAGGUGAAAGAAAAGAUCGCCCAAGAGAAAGGAUGGGAGGCAUCGCAACAAAAGUUGAUCUAUUCAGGCAAAAUUCUUCAAGAUGCGAACACUAUUGAGUCUUACAAUAUCGAGGAGAAGGGUUUUAUAGUAUGCAUGGUAUCGAAACCCAAACCCGCCGCUGGAGGCCCAUCCACGCCAGCCAGAGCAGCACCAGCCGCAACUCCCAGUGCUCCCGCUCCCGCUCCUCCAGCCUCUACAGCCGCUGUUCCUCAAGUUCCUUCGACUCCUACUCCAGCUUCUUCCGGAGCUGCUGCGGCCUCCGGCGAGGCACCUGCCUUCAAUGAUCCGUCAGCUUUGGCCAUGGGCACUCAAGGAGAAGCGGUGAUUUCACAAAUGGAAGCGAUGGGUUUCCCUCGUGCUGAUAUCGAUCGUGCUAUGCGGGCUGCUUUUUUUAAUCCAGACCGUGCUGUCGACUAUCUACUUAAUGGUAUCCCAGAGAACAUCGAGCAGGAACACGCUCAAGCUCGCGCUGCCGCUGCCUCCCCAUCAGCCGCCACUACACCUGCUGCCGCAGUUGCCGCAGUUGCCCCUGAAGCCACUGGUGACGAUCCAGUAAAUCUAUUCGAAGCAGCAGCACAGGCAGGCGGUGCUACAGGUCGUGGGGCAGCUGGUGCUGGAGAUGCUGGCACCUUGGGCAAUCUUGAUUUCCUUCGCAACAACCCUCAUUUCCAGCAAUUGCGACAGCUGGUGCAACAGCAACCCCAAAUGCUCGAACCCAUCUUGCAGCAGGUCGGAGCAGGAAACCCACAGUUAGCUCAGUUGAUUGGUCAAAACCAGGAACAAUUCCUCCAGCUUUUGGCGGAGGACUUGGGUGACGAGGGUGAACUUCCUCCUGGUGCGCACGAGAUUCGUGUUACGGAAGAGGAGCGCGAUGCCAUUGAACGACUCUGCCGCCUUGGAUUUUCACGGGACUCGGUUAUUCAAGCCUACUUCGCCUGCGACAAGAACGAGGAAUUAGCCGCAAACUUCCUCUUCGAGCAACCUGACGAGGGUGAAGAUCAAUGA